Molecule: messenger RNA, 879 nt
Organism: Chaetura pelagica (chimney swift)
Lineage: Eukaryota; Metazoa; Chordata; Aves; Apodiformes; Apodidae
Gene: DNAJC17
Product: DnaJ (Hsp40) homolog, subfamily C, member 17
Exons: 10
Coding region: 1-879 (292 amino acids)
Biological process (GO): spliceosomal complex disassembly
Cellular component (GO): spliceosomal complex
Molecular function (GO): RNA binding
Source: RefSeq, a predicted model, not a curated record
AUGUCACCUCUGGCUCUGCAGGUUAAGAAGGCAUACAGGCAGAAGGCCCUGACAUGUCACCCAGACAAGAACCCGGACAAACCCCGAGCAGCGGAAGUUUUCCACCAGCUGUCCCAGGCCUUGGCCGUGCUGACAGAUGCAGCAGCCAGGGCGGCGUAUGACAAGGUGAGGAGGGCCAAGCAUCAGGCUGCAGAGAGGACACGGAGGCUGGAUGAGAAGAGGAAGAAAGUAAAGCUUGAUCUUGAAGCCAGAGAACGAGAAGCCCAGGCUCAUGAGAGUGAAGAGGAGGAGAUCAAGAUAACAAGAUCACUAGAACAAGAAAUCAUUCGCCUGCGAGAGGAAGGCUCCCGCCAGCUGGAGGAGCAGCAGAGACUCAUUCAAGAGCAGAUCCGGCUUGAAAGGGAGCAGCAUCUCCAAGGCAAUCAUACAAGAAAUGGGGCAGAAGGCAGAAUAACUCCCAAACUCAAGCUGAAAUGGAAAUGCAGGAAGGAAGAUGAGACCAGAGGGGGAUACUCAGAAGAUGUUCUGUUGAGGAUCCUACAAAAGUAUGGAGAGGUGCUCAAUUUGAUCAUCUCCAGCAGGAAGACUGGGAGUGCAGUCGUGGAAUUUGCGACGGUGAAGGCUGCUGAGAUGGCUGUGAAGAAUGAAGUUGGCCUGAUCAAUAAUCCUCUGAAGAUUUCCUGGCUGGAGGGCAAGCCCCAGCAUAGUCCCAGCACUGUCCCUUCUGAUAGCACUGGUCAGCCCAGGACUUCACAGGGGUCAGUGGUCUCGGAGCGGGACUACGAGAGCCUGGUGAUGAUGCGGCUGCGACAGGCAGCAGAGAGGCAGCAGCUGAUCCAGCAGCUCCAGCAGGAGGAUGAGGAAGAGUCUCACACCUAG